Hemiscyllium ocellatum (epaulette shark) is the source of this 2650-nucleotide messenger RNA. RefSeq names its product sorting nexin 16 (gene snx16). NCBI's taxonomy places the organism in Eukaryota, Metazoa, Chordata, Chondrichthyes, Orectolobiformes, Hemiscylliidae. Gene Ontology annotation, cellular component: extrinsic component of endosome membrane; late endosome; early endosome. Gene Ontology annotation, molecular function: phosphatidylinositol binding. The record is from RefSeq and is a predicted model, not a curated record. Bases 251 to 1291 code for a protein of 346 amino acids. The transcript has 8 exons. Gene Ontology annotation, biological process: endosome to lysosome transport; protein targeting to lysosome; early endosome to late endosome transport.
UCAAGAAAGGCGGGGCGCGCGCGGCGCCCGGGGAAUACGGGGGAACAGAGGCGCGCGCGGCGCCUGGCGAGCACGGGGGAGGCGGAGGCGCGCGCCGCUCAGUCAGGAGCGUUGUGACCGGGAGCCGGUUGACGCGGCGGCGGGGUUGGGGAGUGAUGUUCGCGGCCUCUCGGUUGAAAGGUCAAGUUCAUUUGCCGCCUCUUAUGCCUGGUAGGAAGAAACUAAUUCCAGCAAUUGUACUAGUAGAAGGAUGACCACUUCAUUUGUCCCUGUCCCCAUGCCGGUUGGGACUUCUGGAACAGCUACAAGUAGAAGUCGGAGGAGUUCUUCACUUCAGUCUUUGGACAGUGUAUCCACCAGUUCAAAUUCUUCAAAAGGUCAAGUUAGUGAUGUGCAUUCUGGUGGAUUUAAAAAGACAGUUACCUCUGAGCACCUAGCUUCCACAAACUCAACAAAUAAUAGUCCUUUGCUACGAACUAAGCUCAAUGGUGCAAACACAUCUAUUGCAUAUUCUUCCAAAACUGCGGAAUCUGAAAAAGAAACUGAAAUAGCAAACUGGGAAGAGAGACCUGCAACACCUACUAUGUUGGGAUAUGAAGUAAUGGAAGAAAGGGCAAAAUUCACAGUUUACAAGAUACUUGUGAAAAAUCACCUUGACGAGAACUGGGUGGUGUUUAGGAGGUAUACAGAUUUUUCACGACUCAAUGACAAGCUGAAGGAGAUGUUUCCUGGUUUUCGUCUUGCACUUCCACCCAAACGUUGGUUCAAGGAUAAUUAUGAUCCUAACUUUCUAGAAGACCGACAACUAGGACUGCAAGCGUUUUUGCAAAAUCUUGUAGCACACAAAGAUAUUGCUAACAGCACUUCAGUGAGAGAGUUUUUAUGUUUGGAUGAUCCACCAGGCCCCUUUGAUAGCCUAGAAGAGAGUAGGGCUUUCUGUGAAACAUUGGAAGAAACUAAUUACAGACUACAAAAGGAACUUGCUGAAAAACAAAAGGAAGUUGAGGCUUUGAAGAAAUUACUGGAAGAAAAAUGUCUUCAUAUAGAAGUUUUAGAAAGUAGAAUAAGGGAAAUGUCCUUGGAACAAGAGAAAACACGCAGACCUUCUGGGCAGGAGAGUGAAUGUAGUGGUGAAGUUGAGUCCUCUGCAGUAGAAGCUGAUCAAGCUGUAAUAGAGGAUAACAGCUCCGGAAUGGAGUCUGAUAAAGAACACUCUGGAGCCUCUUGGAAUAGCCCUGUAAAUGAAACGUCUUCACCAGUAGAAGAAGCAGAAGCUGCGGAAGAAAACUGAUAGAACAUUUAGUAUUAGCAUUUGUUAAUGUUGAUCUAUAAUUCUUGGCAAUAUAUCGCAACAAUAGCUGUAGCUGGAAUACAGCUCAAAGCUAUGAAUCAAUAUGGUUUCUAAAAUUAGUAUGUGAAGUAGCCAAGAAAAUUGGCCUUUCUAUGGAUAAAUAUAUCAAUAUAUUUUUGCUUGAAGCAAUAAAGUAGAUUUUAUUAGUAAAUCAGCUUUACUAGGCUCUGAAUUUUGUGAGUUUGAGUGCUUAAGUAGAGGUCAAAAAUAUUACAGAUAAGUUGGGCUAUUAAUUCUUCAGAGCCAUUCAAUUUUGUUUGUACAAUUUUUUUGCAAGCUGCUUUCAACUUCUAAAUUGAAAUAUAUACACGAAUAGUUUGGCUAAAAUGUUUUACAGCUAAAUUCAAACAUGAUAUAGCCCUUUCACUAUUCAAAUGUAACUAUCUUUCUUGGAGCUAACUUUACCAUUUAAACAUUACAUUGGAAGUAUACUUUGUUUUGAAGAAACUGUGGUUUGAAUGGGCAUCAGCGCACUUCCAAUUAAUGUGAUUGAGCUUUGUUUAAGCAGGAUAAAUUAGCUCUUGAUCUCAUUUGGUUUUGUUCCUCAAAUUUGUCUGUUAAACAGAUUUUGUUUAGAUCAACAACAAAAUAAACCUGUUAAUUUUGUCAAUUUUACAAACAAGCUAAAGUCAUGAUCUUAGUGGGUUGUUCUUUAAAUUGAUUUUUUAAAAAUAGCUGUUCUGCAGUAAUUUACAAUUUAUUACCAAGUUGUGACUAGACAAAACACACUGACUCAUGAUGCAGACUGUGUAUUUAAAUUUGUCAAGUUUCAUUGGCAAAAGGUGUUUUAGUUUGAAUUGCUUUUUAUUGUUACAAUCAAAUUAAUUUUGAUUAAUGUUGGUUUCUCAAUCUUGCAUGUCUUAGUUGCUUCAAGUGCCUUGUUUUUCUAGAACUUAAAAAAUAUGCAAUGAUUUUUAAUUCACAUAUUUGUUAUGAGCUUGUGUGACAAGUGAGAGUCAUGAAGUUUGGAUAAUAGAUUUUUUGAGAAUUUAUACUGGAACUGCCUGAUUUCCUAUCAAGAAUAUUUUAAUUUAUGCUAGUAACUUACAUUGUGUUCUGUAGACCCGAAAGAUGAACAUUUAACAGAUUGGAUGCUGUAAUCUUCCACUGGAAGUUUAUGUUUUGUCAGGUCUGGAUACACAUUUUUCUGUAUGAUGUGCCAUGUUUCUGUAGGUUUUAUGCAUGAUAUAAAAUAUAGCUUAUUACCAUGAGAUAACCCAUCACACUAAGAACAUUUGCAUAAAAACAUUCUGAAAUGGGAAAAAUUUUAAUUGGUUUUAAUUUGCAUGGGUGAUUUGG